Ambispora leptoticha is the source of this 892-nucleotide messenger RNA. Lineage: Eukaryota; Fungi; Glomeromycota; Glomeromycetes; Archaeosporales; Ambisporaceae. The record is from the annotation of a GenBank genome assembly.
GGACAUACAGCGAGCUAAUCGUUGGUAUCGAAAGGGAAGAAAUAUAAAAAAGAUAAAUACAGAUGCAUCACACGAAGGCUUAGACUACGACGAAUUAAAGAAAGUAAUAAAUGACGAAAAGUUUAAACUAUCGUGGAUUCCUUUUAAUGAAUUUAACAAGGUUUAUGAAAUUGGACAAGGAGGAUUUGCAACUGUAUAUUUUGCAGAAUGGAUUGAUAAAAAUGAAAAUCGCCGGAAACAAGUUGCACUAAAAUUAAUUCAUAAUUCAUAUAAAUAUAAUCAAGAAUUUGUUGACGAGUUAAAAAAUUAUAGUGAAAUUGGAUACGAAAAUCCAUCAUUUUUAAAAUGCUAUGGAGUAUCAAGGGAGCCAAAUUCAAAAGAUUAUAUUAUAGUUUUAGAAUAUGCAAAGGAGGGAUCAUUGCGUGAAAACCUUUCUAAAGUUGUGAAAAUGGAUUGGAAAAAAAAGUUAAAUCUUUUGUAUUGUGUGGCUUCGGAUCUUGAAUCCAUUCAUUCCCAGGAAUUAAUCCAUAGAGACUUACACUCUGGAAAUAUUUUGCAAGAUCUUUUGCACAAUGCAUACAUCAGUGACUUGGGUCUUUCAACGUCGUCUGAUAUUAAACAAGAUGGUAAAAUUCACGGUGUCAUGCCAUACGUAGCUCCCGAGGUUUUAAGGGGUCAACAAUUUACCCAAGCAGCUGACGUAUAUUCUUUCGGUGUUAUUAUGACUGAGAUAUCUUCUGGAAAAAGAGCAUUUGAUGGCAUUCCUUUUAAUAUUGAACUUGAUUCAAAAAUUUGUGAUGAAAAUGAACGAUCAGAACUUGGUGAAGGAAUUCCAGGAUGCUAUGUAAAUUUGGCCAAGAGAUGUAUGGAUUCAGAUCAAAUAAAUGACUAA